CAGUGGGAAAUCACUCCCUUGGAGCGGGUGUGAGGGUGGAAGGGAGCCCUGGACGCCAGGUGCACACCAGUCCUGAGGUCUGAGUGCCUUCCAGGAGGCCAGGGGCUCUGCUCCUCCUCAGUGGUGUGGCCUGCUUGCCCCUGAUACCAAGAACAGCUGGGGUGCCAGCCUCCCCACCACGCCUCAGGGGCAGGGCGGCAUGAGCCGGGCCAGGCACAUGGGCAAGAUCCGCAAACGCCUGGAAGAUGUCAAGAGCCAGUGGGUCCGGCCGGCCAAGACGGACUUCAGCGACAACGAGAGCGCCCGGCUGGCCACAGACGCCCUCUUGGACGGGGGCCCCGAGGCCUACUGGGAGGUCCUCCGCAAGGAAGGCGAGGUGGACUUCCUGUCCUCCGUGGAGGCCCAGUACAUUCAGGCCCAAGCCCAGGGGCCCCCCUGCACUCCGGAGACCCCAGGAGGCGCCGAGGCAGGAACCAAGGGACUGGACUCCUGCUCGCUGCAGUCGGGCACCUACUACCCUGCAGCCUCGGAGGGCAGCGAGCCUGCUCUGCUGCACACCUGGGCCUCGGCCGAGAAGCCCUACCUGAAGGAAACGGCCAGCGCCACCGUGUACUUCCAGAUGGACAAGCACAACAACAUCCGAGACCUCAUCCGCCGCUGCAUCGCUCGGACCAGCCAGGUGCUGGCCAUCCUGAUGGACGUGUUCACAGACGUGGAGAUCUUCUGUGACAUUCUGGAGGCGGCCAACAAGCGCGGGGUGUUCGUCUGCGUGCUCCUGGACCAGGGAGGUGUGGGGCUCUUCCAGGAGAUGUGCGACAAAGUGCAGAUCUCGGACCGUCACCUCAAGAACCUUUCCGUCCGGAGCGUGGAGGCGGAGGUGUACUGUGCCAAGUCGGGCAGGAAGUUCUCGGGCCAGAUCCAGGAGAAGUUCAUCAUCUCGGACUGGAGAUACGUCCUCUCCGGGUCAUACAGCUUCACCUGGCUCUGCGGGCACGUCCACCGAAACAUCCUCUCCAAGUUCACAGGCCAGGCGGUGGAGCUGUUUGACGAGGAGUUCCGCCACCUCUACGCCUCCUCCAAGCCGGUGCUGGGCCUGAAGUCUCCUCGGCUGGCCGCACCCCUGCAGCCCGGAGCCGGACACAGCGCCCCACCCGGCCGCCUCAGCGGCAGCAGCCACUCCGCCAGCGACCCCUUCAGCAGCCCCUCCACGGGGAGCAACCCCCAGAACCGGAGCCUGUCCGUGUCUUCCGGGCCCGGCAGCCCCCCGGCCCCAAACCCACCUCCGCCCCCCAGGUUGCAGCUCUACCACGGCCUUUGCGGGGCCCUGAGCCCACAGGCCCGCUUCUCCCCGCGGCCCCACGACGGCCUGCCCGCCCUCUACAGCGACCUCAACGCCUGCAGGCCCCUGCGGCUGCAGUUCGGGCAGCUGGGCCUGGUGCCCAGGGUGGCCCACAUCUGGAGGCCAUUUCUACAGGUACCCCCUCACUUCUGAAGGGGGGCCCUGCCCCCCGCUGCCCUCCCAGGACUCCCGGGUGGCCUGGUCCAAGGGCCCCUUCAAAAACCUUGCCCCUGCUUGCCUUCGAGUGACAGGCUCUUGGACCUGUGUUUCCACAUUCCCAGGCCUGAGACCAUUCACUUGCCAGCCCCCACCUGUCCCUGGGUUCUCCCCUCUCUAGUCUGGCCCAUGCAGCACAUUCCAGAAGGUUCCAGGUGGUAGGGGGUGGAGAACUAGAGGGCAAAAUCGUGACGGUAGAUAGAGCCCCUUUCUCCCGUAGAGCCAGCCAGUGCUUUACUAUGGCCAUCCUUCGACUCUCUGUAACGUUGGAAGGGACAGAUGCAGCCCAUGUUUUGUGUGUGGGUAAACUGAGGCACUGAGCCACAGAGGGUGGGUGUGACCAACGUGCUCCUGUUUCCCAGUUCCCAGGAGCAGUCCGCUCCCGGGGGAUGCGGGAGAGGGGGGGAAGGUCCAGGAGAAGGACCGGGAACAUUCUGGAUGAUUCUAGGAGAGGUGGGGCAACUCCUGCUCCGCUGAGAGGUGUAAUACUGGGAGUCCCUUGGCCCCAUGCGUGAGGGGUAGGGCCCCAGAGCUGCCACUGUUAAGCUGUGUGGGGCCGAUGGAGACUGUAGGCACAGAGACGGGGCAAGCCAGGGCACUGAGGGGACAGAGCUGGACAGGGCAGCUUGGCAGCUCAGUGUUGAGGGUCAGUCGCUUCUAGGCAGAAGCAACAAGAGCCGGGUGCAGCUGGCCUGGGAAGAGCACCCCACAAGUGGC
This is a messenger RNA of Phyllostomus hastatus (greater spear-nosed bat), 2272 nucleotides long. It is a transcript of the gene SACK1A, whose product is annotated as family with sequence similarity 83 member A. The transcript has 4 exons. Lineage: Eukaryota; Metazoa; Chordata; Mammalia; Chiroptera; Phyllostomidae. Gene Ontology annotation, biological process: epidermal growth factor receptor signaling pathway. Bases 200 to 1492 code for a protein of 430 amino acids. The record is from RefSeq and is a predicted model, not a curated record.